AUGGAAAAACCAACAGAUUCUUCCGUUUCAGACCAAAACAUUUCAACCAAACCUAACGAAUUGCAGCAAGACAGCAGCGAUUCAUCAAAAAAUCAACAAAAAGGCUUUGCAGAACUUCAAGAAUGGUGCAAUAAAUCUCUAGAGCAAUUGGAUUUUUCUUGUGCUCUACUUUCACAGUGUCUUGAUAGUGAUUUACGAGAUUUAAAUCGUCAAAGUGCAGUUUUAAAUCAAUGUCUUGAAAAUGUCAAUGAAAUGAAAGCUAAAAUUGAAAACCAAUAA
Molecule: messenger RNA, 279 nt
Organism: Trichomonas vaginalis G3
Lineage: Eukaryota; Parabasalia; Trichomonadida; Trichomonadidae
Exons: 1
Coding region: 1-279 (92 amino acids)
Source: RefSeq, a predicted model, not a curated record